AUGUAUUAUUCGGAAUAUUUAAAAACGUUAAAACAAUUCAGUAGAAGAGUCUUUGGGAAAAUAAAUAGAAAUAUUACUACUUCCUUCCCCGUGAUGAAUUAUGGAACAUAUUUACGUACUAUUUCUAUAGAUUAUCAUAUCGAACAGUUUCUGUUGAAAUGUUCUAAAUUGAAUGAAAAGGCUCAAAUAAUUAAUCUAGGUUGUGGAUCAGAUUUAAGAAUGAUAAAUUUAUUAAAUUAUAAUUAUAAGGAUCAAAUUGCAAAAUUCAUUGAUGUUGAUUUCGAUGAAUCGAUUAAAUUGAAAGACGAAAUAAUAUCUAAUAAUGAGUCAUUGAAGAUAUCUUUAGAUGCUUCCAUAUCAACAAAUAAAUACCAUAUAGCCCCUUCUGAUUUGAAAGAUGCGGGAAAGACGAUUUCUAUGUUGACAAAUGUUACAAAUGCUAAACUACCUACAUUAAUAAUUACAGAAUGUGUCCUUUGUUAUAUGUCUCAACAGGAUUCACAAAAUCUAAUAGAUUCUAUAAUGAAUCUUUAUGAAUCUGGGACAUGGAUAUCUUAUGAUCCCAUAGGUGGAGGUGAUGAUGAUAUGAGUGACCAAAAAAAUAAGUCGCAUGGGAAUGAUAGAUUUGGUAUCAUCAUGCAAUCCAAUUUAAGAGAGUCCAGGAACCUUGAAAUGCCAACAUUAAUGACUUUUAAUUCAAAGGAGAAAUACUCUCAAAGAUGGAAUAAAUCUGUCAUAGAUAAUAAAGUCGAUAUCAAGAUUAAUGAUAUGUGGGAAAUACUCAACCAUAACGUUUCUACCGCCGAAAAGAAACGAUUACGAGACUUACAAUUCUUAGAUGAAUUAGAGGAGUUGAAAGUUAUGCAAACACAUUAUAUUUUGCUGAGUGCGGAAUGGAAGCAUGCCAUAAAAUAA
Naumovozyma dairenensis CBS 421 is the source of this 915-nucleotide messenger RNA. RefSeq names its product leucine carboxy methyltransferase (gene PPM1). Lineage: Eukaryota; Fungi; Ascomycota; Saccharomycetes; Saccharomycetales; Saccharomycetaceae. Bases 1 to 915 code for a protein of 304 amino acids. The transcript has a single exon. Gene Ontology annotation, molecular function: protein C-terminal leucine carboxyl O-methyltransferase activity. Gene Ontology annotation, biological process: C-terminal protein methylation. The record is from RefSeq and is a predicted model, not a curated record.